AUGAUCACCAGCGGUCUCGUGGUGGAUGGCGUUAGCCACGGACUUCAGGCCCACUUACCGUAUAACCACCAGGCUGUCCAUAACCACCACCGUAUGUCCUAUGUGGAACCGUCGGCAUACAUGAAAUCGGUGGGGCCACCGCCACCUUCACCACAGCAACAGUCUUCCGAGCUGCCAUCCACGCCAGAGUUCCUGCGGCCGUUGCCGAAACCAGCGCCCGUGAACCCUCUAAAAGCUCCUCGGGCGUCGUCAAAGUACGCAGUGGAUUGCCGUCCGGUCAACCUGACGGCCCCCAAAGAACCGUUGCCACCACCGUCGGUUGACCACCAGAUCAGGAUGGAUGAACGACACCAUCAAUACCACAUGUACGGACAUCCUCGGCUCUACGUCAGCGCGGCGGCAUACCAAUCGUACCAUAACAUGCACCAACCGCCGGCACCAUACGGUGUGUACACUAGCCCGUACGCACCUGUCAUCCCGCGGGAUAUCAGGCACCAUCUGAUGCAACCGCCGCAAGAACAAAGGUACCCGAGUCCACCGAACAAGAACGGCGGUGUUAGCGUCGGGAGUCGAGCUAGCCCGUCGUCGUCGCCUCCCGAACAGUUCAAAGUUCCGAACGGUAGAGACAAUAAACCACCCCUACAGCUGCAACAGCAGCGAAUACUACCGCCUCCCCAACCGGCCACUACAGUAGCCACCGCCCCUGCCGUCAACCACAACAACAUCAUUAAUAACAACAACAUCCAUAACAACAAUAACCAUAUAGGCGCAGUCGCGGAACCCUCGCCAAAGAAACUGCGGCGCAACACGCCGGAACCGCUGUCACCGCCGGCGGCCAAGACGUCAAACUUCACCAAGGGUUCGCUGAUACGGUUGGCUAACGGCAAUAUAAAAAAGGUCGAAGAUAUGAGAACCGAAGACUUUUUGAACUCUGUGGAGAACAGUGACAUGCACAGGAUCGAUCCUAGUACGGUGGUGAGAAUCGAACCCGUGACGGAUUCGGCAGUCAAAGGCAACAUAAAGAUCACACUUAGCUACGGUGACCAAAGAAAUCAUCAGAUCGGCAGUGACAACAAAAAGACGAAUUCAGUGGCGGCCAUUGCGACCGCGACGUCCAAGUCACAUCAGGUGGAAAUGGAGAGCGGCGCAGAACACCCGUACUUCGUGUUUGGCCGGGGCUGGGCGUCGUGGAGCCCGGCCAAGACACUGGCCAAGUACGGGCUGACGUGCCAGCGGCUGCAGGUGGGCGAUGUGUGCGUGUCGCUGACGAAACGAUCGUCGGCGGUAGCUUCUGACUCGACGACAACGACCACGACAACGCCACCGCACGGAAAACGACGGCAGCAGCAUAGCGUCUCGGUAGCCGUACAACAGCAGCAACAACAACAGCAACAAAAUCUCCAUCAUCUCCAUCAACAUCAUUCGGCGGCCGUUCAAAAAGCUCAGCUGCAGCUGCAGCAGCAGUCUGUGGACGACGAGAAGAAUAGCAGGAACAAGAGACGGUGGUCCGCCCCUGACCCAGAGCCCGGUACUUAA
Molecule: messenger RNA, 1536 nt
Organism: Macrosiphum euphorbiae (potato aphid)
Lineage: Eukaryota; Metazoa; Arthropoda; Insecta; Hemiptera; Aphididae
Source: the annotation of a GenBank genome assembly